GCCACACUUGAACCUCCGCCUUUGCCGGCUGAUGGAGAACAACAAUCAAGCCCAAUCCUCCCCUUACCCUCCUCCUCCUCCUCCUCCUCAGGCACCCGUCCCGGCCCCUCACUUCCACCACCUCCUCCAGCAGCAGCAGCAGCAGCUUCAGAUGUUCUGGUCCUUUCAGCGCCAAGAAAUCGAACAGGUUAACGAUUUUAAAAACCACCAGCUUCCUUUGGCUCGCAUUAAGAAGAUCAUGAAAGCCGACGAGGACGUGCGUAUGAUCUCCGCCGAAGCGCCCAUUUUGUUCGCCAAGGCCUGCGAGCUCUUCAUUCUGGAACUCACUAUUAGGUCAUGGCUUCACGCGGAGGAGAAUAAGAGGCGGACAUUGCAGAAGAACGAUAUUGCGGCGGCCAUCACGAGGACCGAUAUCUUUGAUUUCUUAGUUGAUAUUGUGCCUAGGGAUGAAAUCAAGGACGAAGCUGGAUUGGGAGGCAUGGUCGGAGCCACUGCUAGUGGAGUGCCCUACUAUUACCCCCCUAUGGGUCAACCGGCAGGGGCUCCCGGGGGGAUGAUGAUUGGGAGACCGGCAAUGGAUCCCAUCGGAGUUUACGCUCAGCCGCCGUCACAGGCCUGGCAGUCGGCGUGGCAGCCCUCGGCGGAGGACGGUUCUUACGCCAGUGGAGGCAACAGCGGGCAGGGCAAUCUUGAUGGUCAGAGCUAAGGUAAGGUAAGGUAAGGUAAGGUAAGGUAAGGUAAGCAAUUCUUGUGUGUAGAUGAUGAUGAUCCUGCUGUGUGGUGCAAUGAAGGGGGAAAAAAGUGAUGAUGCUUUUCCAUGGCGUAAAAGGAAGUGUAUUUUUCUUUUAUGUUUCCUUAUUUUUUUCAAAUGAGGUUAACUUAGAAAGUUGUAUAAACUUGAACUACAUGUCCUGGAAUUGACAUUACUUGCUGCUGUUUCAACAA
Messenger RNA from Cucurbita moschata (crookneck pumpkin), 945 nucleotides. RefSeq names its product nuclear transcription factor Y subunit C-1-like. The record is from RefSeq and is a predicted model, not a curated record. Gene Ontology annotation, biological process: regulation of DNA-templated transcription. The transcript is spliced from 2 exons. Gene Ontology annotation, molecular function: protein heterodimerization activity; DNA-binding transcription activator activity, RNA polymerase II-specific; DNA binding. Lineage: Eukaryota; Viridiplantae; Streptophyta; Magnoliopsida; Cucurbitales; Cucurbitaceae. Gene Ontology annotation, cellular component: nucleus. The coding region runs from base 32 to 706 and encodes 224 amino acids.